GACAGAUCGUGUCAGAAUCAGUUUAUGGAAGAGUAGGGUAUUCGAGUUAAAGAUAUCUUGCAAAUACAGAGAAAUUAAUCGGUUGGAUAAUUAAAGAGAGUUAACGAAGCUAAAAAAACAACAUGUUUUAUCACAUAUCAUUGGAGCAUGAAAUCCUGUUGCAUCCCAGAUACUUCGGACCUCAGCUACUUGACACAGUGAAACAGAAGCUUUACACCGAAGUCGAAGGAACGUGCACUGGAAAGUACGGAUUUGUUGUCGCAGUGACAACGAUAGACAAUAUCGGAGCUGGUAUUAUUCAACCAGGACAAGGUUUCGUUGUAUAUCCUGUUAAGUAUAAGGCUAUUGUUUUCCGUCCUUUCAAAGGAGAGGUUUUGGACGCAGUUGUAACGCAAGUCAACAAGGUUGGUAUGUUCGCUGAAAUAGGACCUUUGUCUUGUUUCAUAUCUCAUCACUCCAUUCCAGCCGACAUGCAGUUUUGUCCAAAUGUCAAUCCACCUUGUUAUAAGUCAAAGGAAGAGGAUGUAGUAAUUCAAGCAGAUGACGAAAUAAGAUUAAAAAUUGUUGGUACCAGAGUUGAUGCAACAGGGAUUUUUGCCAUUGGUACCCUUAUGGAUGAUUUCCUUGGUUUGGUGAUGUAAUCGGACGUAAUUACUGUACUCCAAAAAUGUAACAUACAACCUGAUUCAUGGACUGACAUAAUUUACUGCACAGAAGGUAGUGGCAACCAAGAAAGAGUGUGACAAUUGAUCCUGGGAUGUUUGCAGGCUCAUCUAAAUGUCCAAUUUGUGAUAAAUUCAAUCACUUAUCAAUGGUUCAAAUUGGUAAUAAGAUAAUAUAAGAUACUUAAGUUAGGAAUUACCUUUCAAUUCUACGUGUAAAUAAAUUUUUAUCUCGGG
Messenger RNA from Diprion similis, 899 nucleotides. RefSeq names its product DNA-directed RNA polymerase II subunit RPB7 (gene Rpb7). The record is from RefSeq and is a predicted model, not a curated record. The transcript has 8 exons. Gene Ontology annotation, cellular component: P-body; RNA polymerase II, core complex. Gene Ontology annotation, molecular function: single-stranded RNA binding; translation initiation factor binding; single-stranded DNA binding. Gene Ontology annotation, biological process: DNA-templated transcription; positive regulation of nuclear-transcribed mRNA poly(A) tail shortening; positive regulation of translational initiation. NCBI's taxonomy places the organism in Eukaryota, Metazoa, Arthropoda, Insecta, Hymenoptera, Diprionidae. Bases 123 to 641 code for a protein of 172 amino acids.